Messenger RNA from Diachasma alloeum, 3994 nucleotides. Its product is annotated as ribosomal protein S6 kinase beta-1. Lineage: Eukaryota; Metazoa; Arthropoda; Insecta; Hymenoptera; Braconidae. The record is from RefSeq and is a predicted model, not a curated record. Gene Ontology annotation, molecular function: protein serine/threonine kinase activity; ATP binding. The transcript has 7 exons. Bases 342 to 1691 code for a protein of 449 amino acids. Gene Ontology annotation, biological process: signal transduction; protein phosphorylation.
CUCGAGACAAGUGGGGGCGGUAACUUGGCGGAGGUGUUGAAAGAGCCACAGCUGGUUUUGUUAGCAUUCCAUAUACAACAGUGAAUUAUCCAACAAUUUUUCCAAUUUUAAAACCGUAAAAUUUCAACGACAUCACCACCAAUUUUUCCACCAUCUCGGGGCGCCAAAUGGGUGACAAUUUAUGAGGUUAGAGGGCUCUAAUAGGGAUUCUGGAGGUCAGUGGGGGCUUGAGGUGUCGUCCAGUCCCGUCUGGAGUGGCACGAGGUCCCAACAUUAGGGAAUUAUCUUGAGGAAGGGGUGGAAGACAUUUUUGGAGUAUUUUUAUUGUCAUUUCGGUAGUCAUGGCUGAACUUUUUCCCUUCGAGUUGCACGAUUGUGAUACUGUUGGACGAGAGGAGUCUGAUGAUGAUGUCAUUGAGAUUGGAGAGGGAGAGUACGAUUCCAAUCCCAACGUCAACGAAAUCAUCGAGGCUGAUGGCUGUGAGACUGUUGCCAUUUCCGAACAAAAUGUCAACCGUGGGAGGGAACGUGCUGGUCCACAGGACUUUGAAUUGUGCAAAGUCAUUGGUAAGGGUGGAUAUGGAAAGGUUUUCCAGGUGAGAAAGGUCACUGGAAACGAUGCUGGAACUAUUUUCGCCAUGAAGGUGCUCCGAAAAGCCUCGAUAAUUCGCAACCAGAAGGACACAGCGCACACAAAAGCCGAGAGGAACAUCCUGGAGGCUGUUAAGCAUCCCUUCAUCGUGGACCUGAUGUACGCCUUCCAGACUGGGGGAAAGCUCUACCUGAUUCUGGAAUACAUGUGUGGAGGUGAGCUCUUCCGUCACCUGAACGACGAGGGUAUAUUCCUGGAGGAGACAGCGUGCUUCUACCUGUCAGAGAUAAUCCUGGCACUGCAGCAUCUCCACCAGCAGGGCAUCAUCUACAGGGAUCUCAAGCCUGAGAACAUUCUGCUGGACGCUGAGGGACACAUCAAACUGACGGACUUUGGCCUCUGCAAGGAGCACAUCCAGGAGGGCUCGGUGACUCACACAUUCUGCGGAACAAUUGAGUACAUGGCGCCUGAGAUACUUACGAGGAGUGGACAUGGAAAAGCUGUGGACUGGUGGAGCCUGGGGACGCUCAUGUACGACAUGCUGACGGGUUCUCCCCCCUUCACCUCGGAAAACCGGAGGAAGACCAUCGAGAAGAUCCUCAAGGGCAAGUUGAUUUUGCCCCCUUACCUCACCCACGACGCAAGGGACCUCAUCAGGAAGCUCCUGAAGAGGCAAGUCCCUCAGAGACUGGGCUCUGCACCCUCAGACGCUGAGCAGGUCAAGAAUCACCUGUUCUUCAGGCAUAUCAACUGGAACGACGUCAUCUCGAGGAAGCUUGAGCCACCCUUCAGACCCAAAUUGACCAGUGAAGACGAUGUCUCACAGUUUGACAAGAAAUUCACCAAUUCUGCUCCUAUUGAUUCGCCCCCUGAGUACACACUCAGCGAGAGUGCUAAUAGAGUUUUCCAGGGAUUCACCUAUGUUGCACCGAGUAUUCUAGAGGAUAUGUAUCAACCUCGUGUUGUACACGCCAGGAGCCCCCGCAGGAGUCACUUGAAGAGCUUCUCACCUCGAAGUAAUCAUUUUCACCAUCAUCACAGGCACAACGGAGUCGGUCACAACAGCAUAGAAGACGCAGAGAUGAUAGAGAUAGGUUAAUAAUCGCCCCCAAUUAACGAAAUAAUUAAUUAGCCCUAGAUUACCACGAACUCUUUAUAAUUUUCUCCCAUAGAAUCAGUCGAGUUUCCACGAUCCUUCGAUCUCAGGGAAGGAUAAACCUAAUUAAUUCAAUGAAUCCCCUCGAUUACCCAUUUUUCAUUGGAUAACGUAGAAGAAAAAUUAUCCUAUUACUGAUAUUUAAACAUUUUUUUAAUUUAAAAAAAUGGUGGAGGAAUUUUACGUGGAAUUGCACUCGACGAUUCUGGGUGUUAGCAAAUUUUUUCUCGUAUAAAUAAUUUUUUUUCUUUUAAUUAAUUAUUGAUUAUGCCGACGCAAUUUUAUCAUUAAUUAACGUUUGUUCAUCGAUUGCUGGAGCCUCCACACAGCGAAAAAUUCGUAAUUUUCCCGAAAGUGAGAGGAAAAUUGAAAAAAAUUGACGAAAAUUUCAUUGAGAAAAUAUUGAAGGCUGAUUUCGUAUGAAUAAGAGUUCCUAAACGCAAUCAUUGGAUUUUUUAAAUGAAGUAAUGAUGAGAGUAAACAGUAAACAGUGUGGAAUUAACGAGAAAAAUUAUUAAUCAGUCGAAACAGGAGGUGAAAACGAAAAUUUUACCGCAUUUUUUCGUCUGUUUCGAAUGAUUAACUAAUUAAUUUAUUGACGAUUGGAAUAAUUGACAUGUAAUCGACCACUUAAACUCGAUAACUGCCCAAGUGUUCAUGGAUUAAUCGUCAUACGACGAAAAUCCCCCGAAUUUUGUUCAUUUUUUUAAACGAAAUAGCGAAAGAAUUUGGCGAAAAACAGUUCAUUUCCUUGAUUAAAAUUUCGUAAUUGACAUGUUACAUUCUCAGACGUAAUAUUAAUAAAUAUUUGAUAAUUCAUGAAUUUAUCCAGUGACUGAACAAUUUUUAAUAAUUUUUUUUUCAUUAAAAAUCGAAAUGAUCAGAAUUUUCAAUUUUCAUUUUUCACUUUCAGCUUUAAUUCGGUUUUAAUUACACAAACAAUUGAUUAAUCAUUAAUUUAUGGAAUUAUUUAUGUUGAAUCACUGGAUAAAUAAACAAUUAGGAGGUGAGACUAUGUCGUGAGUAAAUGAAUAAUUAAAAAUCAUUAACUUAUUAUCGGAUAUUCGAUUUAAAAUUAAUUGAUAAGGGAUGGAAAAUUUAAUGAUAAUUAAUGAUUUUUGUUUUGUAAGGGGACCCAUAGUUAAUUCACACACUUUUGUAACAAAAAAAAAUGUUGUGCUUAAUGAGGUGAUGCUGGGAGAUAUGUCGAGAGCCAUCGAGGUGAUUCUUCAGUUUAUGAAAAAAUUUAAUUUUGUGGUUUUUGAGGAUUUUUGAGGUUUCUUUGGGGCUUUUCCCGUUAUUUUUAGGUGCAAAUGACUUACUGAUGGCUCUUUUCAGUUACUAUCUGCGGUAUUUAGGUGAAAUUGUGUAUAAAUACUAUUCUGUGGGUGGAUUUGAUGGAGAUUUUGGGGAAAUUUAUUUCUGGGGGUUGUCAUUGAGGGGGGUGGGAGUUUUAGGGAGAAGGCGGUGUGCGUCUUGAAAAGACGAAUGUUUUGCAAUUUGAUUUAUUGGUCUAGGGCAGUUUGAAGACGAGAUAUUUACGAUUGAAGAUUUUGAAUUGAGAGUUGGCAAUUAUUUGUUUAAAUAAUUGGCGAUAUUGGUGGUAAUAAUCGAGAUAGAGAAAAAUGGCCCGGGUUCAGAAUUUUCGACUUUAAAAGAUGAGUAUUUUGAGCUUUGACUCGCCAUUCUAGCUCAAUUAGAAGCCGAGAUAUUGGCAAUUGAACAUUGAGGAUAAUUGAAAAUGCAAAUUCAUUUGUUUAAACAAUUGCCUAUAUCUCUUUAAAUAAUCCAGAUAGAGAGAAAUACUAGGAGACAAAAAUGUGCGUCUUGAGAAGACGAAGAAUUUGAAAUUUGACUCAGCAAUAUAGCUCAAUUAGUAGUCGGGAUAACUGCAAUUGAAGAUGAUGAAUAAUUGAAAGUCUGAAGUAAUUUGUUUAAACAAUUGGAUUAAUUGAACUCCAACAAAAAAUGUUCGUCUUGAGAACACCCACAUAUUUCGCCCUAAACUUUCUCCUCUACCUCUGAAAUUCCCGAAGUCAUCAGCACCGAAUAAUUAACAACAAUUGAAAAAUUGUUUAAACAAUUGCUCGAGCCAAUUUCCAUCCAAUCCACCCGCGAAAAAAUUAGGGAGACGAGGUGGGUUAACAGUAAUUACCAUUUUAGAUCGUAAUUUAGUGAAGGAACGAUGAUGAUAAUGCGAAAAGACGAAAAAAAUGAUAAAAUAAAAAAAUUAUUAAUAAACAAUC